Zingiber officinale is the source of this 1017-nucleotide messenger RNA. RefSeq lists its product as uncharacterized. The record is from RefSeq and is a predicted model, not a curated record. The coding region runs from base 1 to 1017 and encodes 338 amino acids. The transcript has 2 exons. Gene Ontology annotation, biological process: hydrotropism. Lineage: Eukaryota; Viridiplantae; Streptophyta; Magnoliopsida; Zingiberales; Zingiberaceae.
AUGGAAACAUUCAGAGUUGAGUAUCUCCAUUCGGAGGGCUUCAAUCAAAUGCUUACCGAUCGGUCCUUCCGGCUAUUCAACUAUAACAUUGAUGGGACCCUUCAGCAGCUGAAGGAGGGCGACUAUCUUUCCCACGAGGUCUCAAACAAGAUUAUCCAGAGGGAGAAGAUUAUAGAUUCUCUCCCAGAUGAUCUAAUUAGGAUUCUCUGCCGCCGCCCGCCGUCGCUCGGCCGCUCCAUGGCAGGCCCUCCGCCCUGCCCUCCUCCCCCUCCCGGCGAAGCCGCUGCGGCCGAUCCCGACUCUCCGGAGCCGAGUGCGCUCCAUCGCUUUCCAGUCACCCUCCUUCAGCCGUCGACGCAGCGGAAGCAGAACCGUUCGAAGCCGACGAAGAUGCUCCACUCCUUCCGCUCCGCCUUCCGCGCCCUACCCAUCAUCGCCGUCCCGCCCGGGUGCCGCAUCCCGACCGCCGCCCUCAGCCGGGGAAGCAGCUCCAACGCCCACCGCGACGGGCGCGUGCACGGCACCCGAACCACCGGCACCCUGUUCGGCCACCGAAAGGCCCGCAUCACCUUGGCGUUCCAGGAGAACCCCCGCAGCGUGCCGCACCUCCUCCUCGAGGUGGCCGUCCCCACCGCCCGGUUCAUGCAGGACAUGGGCUCCUCCGGCCUCGUCCGCGUCGCCCUCGAGUGCGAGAAGAAGGUGGCCACCGGCAGGAAGAGCCGCCGCGUCCUCGACGAGCCCAUGUGGACGGCCUACGUCAACGGUCGCAGCGUGGGCUACGCCGCGCGCAGGGACCCUACGGAGCUGGACCUCGGCGUGAUGCAACUGCUCCACGCGGUGUCGAUGGGCGCCGGCGUGCUCCCCGCCGACAAGACCGACCCUGUCGACGGCGAGCUCACCUACAUGCGGGCCUACUUCGACCGGGUGAUCGGGUCCAAGGAUUCCGAGACGUUCUACAUGCUCAAUCCCGACGGCAACGCCGGCCCGGAGCUCAGCAUCUUCUUCGUCAGGAUCUAA